UCUUUUUUCUUUCGAAUUCUUUUUUUUUUUCAAAUAUGGAAUUCAUUGAUUCGUCUUUUCUUUCCUCUUCAACAAAUUCAAAUACAACCAACGAAAUCAACAUGGAUUCUCAAUCUACUACGCGGACAGAUCACCCUGGCAUUGAUCUUUUACUUUCCCAAGGACUUCAAGCGACAAAGCGAUCAUCGUCUCAUAAAGAAUCAUCUAAAGAAGCAACACACUCUGAAAAAAGACUUUGUUCACGUAACCCACCGGUACCUGUAUUCAAGAUUGCUUCCACAAAUACAAACAAGAUUCCAUUGGUUCCAUUACCAGUAGCUGAUCCUUCAACAGAAGCAAUAUUUAAUACCUACUAUCAAACACCAUAUUCAUUGAAUACACAGAAUUUAUUAGUCGCACCAUCACCAGGAACAACGACAAUGACAACAGGCAAAUCGCAGCGUCCAUUUUCAACACCAGGCCGUUACACUACUUUACUACAAGUCGCCAACCAAUCUCAUUAUCAUGGUCAUUCUGAUAUUAUCUCUCCAGGAAGUUCGUUUUUUCAAGAUGACCAACUGGCUCUUGAUAUGCUGGGUCCAUCUGGUUUAGACACUACAAAAAGUGCAAAUACAUCCAAGGAACUCAAAAUUGACGGUUCCUCAUUCGAUCGAAAUCUUGAGCCAACAAAUAACAACAAUAGCAACUUGACUAGUCUUCAAUCGAAUCCAAUUUUCUUGUCUGGAAGAAUUCGACGACAGAAAUCAUCCGGGGAGACCUCGAAAGUGGAUCUAGGAGAUAAUGAUAAAGAAGUCAUGUAUUGUAUGGAAAAGCAGCAAAAACAUGAUGAUGGCAAUACUUCAAGCAAAAUCAACAAGGAUAACAACAUAGAACUACAACAGGCACUCAAAUCAAGUACUGAAACCAUGGAAAACGCAAAAAAUGAGAUCAAAGAAUUGGUCUCAUCAUUAAGGAAAUCUCAAGAAACGUAUCAAUCAGAUCUGACUGGUAUCCUUGGACGCUAUAGCUCAAAUGCAAAGCAAAUGGAAACGGAAAAACGGCUAAUUAAGAAGACAAUCAAACAUAUCACAAUACAAGAUAAACUUUAUCAGGAAGUAACUGAUAUGAACUCUGAAUUUAUAUCAACAAUUAGUUCUGAAGUGAAAUGGAUAUUGGAUAAUAUAUCAAUACAUGACAUAGGAGUCGAUGGAUCUAGUAUUCACCAACUUCUCCGACAUCAGAUCGACAACUUGAUCUCAUUACGAAAACAAGGCAAUAAUAUACAACACUAUAUUCAACAGAUUCAUCAGCAACAUCGUGAUUUUUCCAUGGAAAUUCGAGGAAUGACUCUACUUUGUCGACAACUUGUACAUCAACUGGCUUAUAUCUCAUCAAGAUUUUCAGAAUUGAGCUCAAUAACAUUGGAAAAUACGGUUCAAGUUGCUAUUGAAGAUCAAGAAUUGGAAUGCCUUGAAGAAAAGACUAAUAUCAAAUCAAAACUUAUCAAAGCACUUGAUGAUCUCUAUAAAAUGACUGAAAAUUAUGAAUCUUGUCUUUUACAAAUCGAAAAGAUGAAACAGGACCGGCGUCAAGAAAAUCAUUUGACAAAGAUGAUUCUCGAUAGUCAAGUAUCUGAAUUAGCGAAAGAAAUAGCCGUACAUCAAGUCACUAGCCAUAAGAUGGAAGAAGAUCUAAAUGAAAUCAAAGAAAGAUACAAGACCCUUGAGGCAAAAUAUAUGGCGACUGAAGAAAAACUCAAAGAAAAACAAGAUAAGGAACAACAGUUGGAAAAGAAGAUUGAACAAUUGGAAAAAACAAGUAAUGAACAACCAAAAGAAGUUUCAGAACGUCCUACUUGUCAUCCAUCAACAAAAGUAGCAGCAAGACUGACAACAAGAGGCAAAAAAAGGGCAUUACCUACAAAACGAAAAUUACGAAAUCAAUCAGUUCCUUUUGAAUCCGAAGAAGAAAAUGAACUUCAGAUGCAGAAAUAUGUUGCUGAAGCUGCUGUGUUACCCGACCGCCCAUCAAAUGAGGAAAAUACUACUUUGUGAAGAAUGAUAGAAAAAAAAAAAAAACUAGGAUGGACAAAUUAUUACCUUUUACGUGAACGUGGAUUCUAUUUCUCUAGUAGUUAGGCGCAGUAUGAAAUUAUACUGAAUAUGUAG
Molecule: messenger RNA, 2147 nt
Organism: Halteromyces radiatus
Lineage: Eukaryota; Fungi; Mucoromycota; Mucoromycetes; Mucorales; Cunninghamellaceae
Exons: 16
Coding region: 36-2033 (665 amino acids)
Source: RefSeq, a predicted model, not a curated record